Messenger RNA from Suncus etruscus (white-toothed pygmy shrew), 1564 nucleotides. RefSeq lists its product as uncharacterized. The transcript is spliced from 8 exons. The coding region runs from base 202 to 1401 and encodes 399 amino acids. Lineage: Eukaryota; Metazoa; Chordata; Mammalia; Eulipotyphla; Soricidae. The record is from RefSeq and is a predicted model, not a curated record.
GAGCCAGGAAGCCGGCCAUGCAGCGAUGUUGAUGGACAGUCUGUAGUCCCUCUGAAGCAGGGGUGCUGGGUCGACUCCCCGUCUAGCCAGCCUGGACUUUGCAUGAACAGCAAGUACUAGAGAAACCAGCGGGGGUGGGGGGGCAGCUACUAGCUUUUCUCACACCUUCCUCCCCUGCUGUGCUGCCUCCAGACUCUCUCCAUGGAUUACCUGGGGGACAAGCUCACAGUGGCCCAAAGCCACAUGAGCCAGUGGGUGGGUACUGUGAGACGGUCCUUCCAGGAAGCCCUCACGCUGGUGAGCUCCACAGUGGGCCACGAGCGGCCGGGCGGGGACGAGCCGGCCAGCCGGACCCCCUUCAAGCGCACGUCGUCCUUCCGACACCUGGCCUCCCGCGGCCGAGAGUCCUUCAGGCGUUUCUCCACACGCAGCCAGCAGAGGUUUUCCUCCCUGAGAAAGAGGCAGACGGAUUCUGAGCCACCAGAUCUAGACCAGCUGAAACAGUGCUUCUCCCGACGGACGCCCGAGGCCAAGGACACCGACACCCUUGUGCAGGAGGCCGAGAGCCAGUAUGGGACGUGGACGGACCAGCGCCGGAGGAGCGGGGAGAGCCUGGCCCCUGAGUCCCCAUCUCCAGAUGGUAGUGCUGCAUCACCACGCAAACAGCCCCCUAGUAGCCAACUGUCCUCGCCAUCCUCCCAAACGGAGCCGAGCUCAACGGCCGACAGCACUCGGGAGCCACGGAGUGCCAGCGUGGAUCGCUCCAGCACUGAGCUGGACUCGGCUGAUGGCACUGAGGUGCCACCCCCGCUGGACAGUGACACCACAAAGACCGUGGACGAUUUUGCUGGCAUCGAUCAAACCUCAGUCCUCGACUCAAGUGCCCUCAAGACCCGGGUGCAGCUGAGCAAGAGAAGCCGCCGCCAGCGGACGCCCAUCUCCCACGCACACCGCCGCAGCCGCCUGAGCGAGGCAGACACCAUGACCCCCUGGGAAGAGGAGGUGGACAGUGCCUGGAUGUUCCGGGACUCCACGGAAGAGAAGUCACCCCGGAGGGAAGAGUCUGAUGAUGAGGAGAAGCCCGAGGAGAAGGAGAAGUCGUCCCAGGCUGACAGGACGCCUGGAGGCCACACACAGAGGAUGCGGCCCUUCCCCGCGGUGGACCCUGCAGUUCUGAAGGCGCAGCUGCACAAGAGGCCAGAGGCAGACAGCUCUGGAGACUCCCCCAGCUGGACUCCCCAGCCCAAGACCCCCAAGUCGCCCUUCCAGCCUGGGGUCCUGGGCAGUCGCGUGCUGCCAUCCAGCGUGGAAAAGGACGAGAGGUCUGAGGUGGCCUCUCCUCAAUGGCUGAAGGACCUGAAGACCAAGAAGAGACAGAGCCUGUAUGAGAAUCAAGCCUGAGCAGGGAGCACGGAGCGUCCAGUCAACAGAAGCCUUAACAGUCAGACGGAAGAUGCUCUGCACUGCGACCACCUGCUUUGGGUCCUCCCAGGCGAUGGGGAUGCUGGCUGCAGGGGUCAAGGCAGGGGGUCACCCACACAAGCACCUCCAAGUCACCCCCCAG